Molecule: messenger RNA, 6476 nt
Organism: Athene cunicularia (burrowing owl)
Lineage: Eukaryota; Metazoa; Chordata; Aves; Strigiformes; Strigidae
Gene: KLC1
Product: kinesin light chain 1
Exons: 16
Coding region: 107-2020 (637 amino acids)
Biological process (GO): axo-dendritic transport
Cellular component (GO): membrane-bounded organelle; kinesin complex; cytoplasm
Molecular function (GO): kinesin binding
Source: RefSeq, a predicted model, not a curated record
AAGACGGGAGCAUCGCCCCCACCAGCCCUGCUGUCAGCCCGCUUCACAGAAGCGGAACGCUGACCCUCUUCCCCGGGCGCUCCGAACAACCAACACGACGAGCAGAAUGUAUGAAAACAUGUCCACAAUGGUGUAUUUAAAGGAAGAGAAGUUGGAGAAGCUUACUCAAGAUGAGAUCAUUGCCAAAACUAAGCAAGUGAUUAAUGGACUAGAGGCACUGAAGAAUGAACACAAUUCAAUUUUACAGAGCUUACUUGAAACACUGAAGUGUUUGAAGAAAGAUGAUGAAACUAAUCUGGUUGAAGAAAAAUCAAACAUGAUUCGAAAGUCACUGGAAAUGCUGGAGCUUGGCCUUAGUGAAGCACAGGUAAUGAUGGCCUUGUCAAAUCACUUAAAUGCAGUGGAAUCAGAGAAGCAGAAAUUGCGUGCUCAGGUUCGCCGGCUAUGCCAGGAAAAUCAGUGGCUACGGGAUGAACUAGCCAAUACACAACAGAAACUACAGAAAAGUGAGCAAUCUGUGGCUCAGCUGGAGGAAGAAAAGAAACAUCUAGAAUUCAUGAAUCAACUAAAAAAAUAUGAUGAUGAUAUUUCACCAUCAGAGGAUAAGGAUACAGAUUCCACCAAAGAGCCUUUGGAUGACUUAUUUCCCAAUGAUGAAGAUGACCAAGGACAAGGAAUUCAACAGCAGCAUAGCAGUGCAGCAGCUGCUGCCCAGCAAGGUGGCUAUGAAAUUCCGGCAAGAUUAAGGACCCUUCAUAAUCUUGUUAUUCAGUAUGCUUCCCAAGGUAGAUACGAGGUUGCUGUACCUCUCUGUAAACAAGCUCUUGAAGAUCUGGAGAAGACUUCAGGUCAUGAUCAUCCUGAUGUUGCCACUAUGUUGAACAUACUUGCUUUGGUGUACAGAGACCAGAACAAAUACAAAGAUGCAGCAAAUCUCCUGAAUGAUGCCUUGGCUAUCCGCGAAAAGACUUUGGGCAAAGAUCAUCCAGCGGUGGCAGCAACUCUAAACAAUCUUGCAGUACUUUAUGGUAAACGGGGAAAGUACAAAGAAGCUGAACCGUUGUGCAAGCGGGCUCUGGAAAUCAGAGAAAAGGUCCUGGGGAAGGAUCACCCUGAUGUUGCCAAACAAUUAAAUAACUUGGCUUUACUAUGCCAGAACCAGGGCAAAUAUGAGGAGGUUGAAUACUACUAUCAGAGGGCACUGGAAAUUUACCAAACUAAGCUGGGACCAGAUGAUCCAAAUGUUGCGAAAACAAAGAAUAACCUGGCUUCCUGCUAUCUAAAACAGGGCAAAUUUAAGCAAGCGGAAACUUUAUACAAAGAGAUUCUUACUCGUGCUCAUGAACGGGAAUUUGGCUCUGUAGAUGAUGAAAAUAAGCCUAUUUGGAUGCAUGCAGAAGAGAGGGAAGAAUGCAAAGGAAAGCAAAAAGAUGGCACAUCUUUUGGAGAAUAUGGGGGCUGGUACAAGGCUUGCAAAGUUGACAGCCCAACAGUAACAACUACCUUAAAGAACCUUGGGGCACUUUACAGACGACAGGGCAAAUUUGAAGCUGCUGAAACAUUAGAAGAGGCAGCAAUGAGAUCUCGUAAACAGGGUCUUGACAAUGUUCAUAAACAGAGAGUUGCUGAAGUGCUGAAUGACCCUGAAAGCAUAGAAAAAAGGCGAAGCCGAGAAAGCCUCAAUGUUGAUGUGGUAAAGUACGAGAGUGGUCCUGAUGGAGGCGAGGAAGUGAGUAUGAGCGUAGAAUGGAAUGGGGAUGGCACUGGAUCUUUAAAACGCAGUGGUUCCUUUAGCAAACUUCGUGCUUCCAUUAGACGCAGCAGUGAGAAGCUGGUUAGAAAGCUGAAGGGAGGAAGUUCACGGGACAGUGAACCAAAGAAUCCAGGCAUGAAGCGUGCCAGUUCUCUGAAUGUUCUUAACAUGGGUGGCAAGGCUACUGAAGAUCAUUUUCAAGAACGAAAUAAUUGUCUGACAGACUCGAGAGCUCUGAGUGUCAGUCAUACUGAUUUGGCGCAUUGAGAUUCUUGGACAGAAGCUAGCUAAUAUUCCUUUGUGAAUAAAGAAGCACUGAGACCUUCAAAGCUUUGGUUCCUCAUCAUUAUGUAUAGGAACACCUAGUUUAUAGAUUCUCAUUUGUUGGGUUUUUUUGUUUGUUUGUUUUUUUAAAGGACUGCUGUUUCUACUUUUCUAAAUAGGGACAAGUUUAAUCACUGCAUUAGUGGGUAUUUUCUUCUAAAGGAAAACAAUAUAGAUGUAUGUUGCUCAUUGCACUGCUCCCAUUCAUGCUACUUAUGUUGAUUUCUUUAAUAGAUCUGAGUAUUACAGCAGCCAAAAAAAUGUAAAAAUGCAAACAUAUUUAAAGCAUACCAAAAUGCAAAGUUGUUUGAAAAUGCAGGCAAAAUGAAAUGUGUAGCAGUAAAUAUAUACAGUGCUGGAAUGAGAAAAGGAUGAAUUUAUGCACAUUACUGUAUAAAGUCAAAUUGAGCAUACUGUAUUGGUGGGGCUUUCCUUUGCAGCACUGAUUAUUGUCAUGUUAGAAACCUUAGCUGGCAAAACAGCACUUAGACACGGCUUACUUAACCACUAGUUAAAUUUUACAGAAGAGAGGGUUGGGGUUACACAACAUACAGCUAGCAUGAAUAGCAAUACCUGUGACCAUAACUUUGCUACUUGUUGAUAUAAGUCUUAGGGCACAAUAGUCGAUGGAGACAGGACAGUUCAUGUUGAUCAGAAGAAACGGAAAAUGUUUUGACCUUUACCUUGUGUGGUUGAAGAAUACAGAAGUUUUGGACUGCAGCUGUCCCAGAGCAGCUGCUGUUGCUCUUAGGGAAACAUCAAGCCUCAGGUUGACUUUCUUGCUUGUCCACUGGAAUUCACAAUCCCAUUCUCUGUAUGCUGAGAGUGCUCUAGCAUUUCCGUAUGCUGAUCCCAAAUCCUGCAUUUCUCCGUAAUGGCUGAUGACAGCAGAAGCAGGGAACUGCACGCCGAGCUGUUACACUGUGGAGUAACUGCUGUGCAAAGGACCACUCAAAUCCUAAGGGCCCUGGUGGAGGCACUAGAUGGCCAUAAGUGGCAAGCAACUUGUUUGACCACAUGUCCAUGUUAAAUCUACUUAUGGUUAAUAUAUAUGCUGUCUGUAUAUAGGACUGCUGCUGGAACUAAAUAUGUAUGGUUUUAAGUAUUUUAUAAACACUAGUAUUUCCUUUUGCUUUCCUGUAAAGCUUGUAAUUUUGUUCAUCUUUUGUAAAAAUCCUUAUUCAUGUGAAGUUGGAUGAGAAAGUAAAAAAAAAAUAACCAGCGUGUGUACAAAUGUAUUUGUGGUCAUAGUUGUGAGUUAAAAAAUGCUGAAUGAAACUAAUUUUGGGAAAAGCUGGAAUAUUCAUUCAAGGUUGGCACCAACUGAAGGAGGUAAACCCAGAGGGAUAUAAGCAAGUUUUAGUAUUUGAACCGGCUGUGAAAAGUCAUUAGAUUUAGUACUUCAUAGAAGUAUUUUGACUGGCUUUACAUCUGGUUUUAUACUGUGUUACGUGAUGCAAGAAGUUGUAUAUGUAAUGCACUUGACUGUGUUUACCAGGAGGUACCUUAUUAGCAUCUCUUUAAAGAAAGCUGUGUAUGGUAUACCUGCUAUAAAGACAGUUUAGAAACCAUGAGAUAUGAUGCUGCUAAUAUGUAGAAGUUUUAGCACAGAGUAGUGCAAUUCAUUAAUGAACUCGAGUGAGAGCAGGUUGCUGCUCAGUUAUCUUAACAAUAUAUACUCAUAUAAUGUAGACUUUUGAGUUUUAAUCUUUUUAUUAAGAGCUUUUAAUUUUAAAAAAUACAUAAUAUAUAUACUUUUUCCCCCCUCCCUAAAGCGAAACGUGAUGGAUUUGGUUUUCUGCACGAGGCCAGACUGAGCUGGCUUUGCAGGAGGAACUGUACACCGGGCUCCAGGCUGGGUACCCGUGCCCAAGCGGUGGGCGGGCAGGACCCUGCCGCAGCCCUCCCUUCGCCCAGCAGCCGGCGACGGUGUCGCCUCCCUCCGGCCGUUGCCAUCAGAAGCUCCCGCUGCAAACUGCCCUUGCAGUCAGCCCCUGCCCAGCCCGCGCGAUGCUCUCGGCGGGGCUUGUAGGGCCCGAUGCUGUAGAGCUCAGUGCUGCACUCAGAGCUUCCAAAAACCCCACAAAACUCUCUAGACACAGAGCUGAUUUGCGUGGUAAGGAAUUACUUAAAAAAAAAAAAAAACCUGAAAAAUGUGGGUUUUACAUUCAUCUUUCAACUUUGAAGGAAAAUUAUUUUUACAGCCUCUCAAAAAAACCCCUUGUGUAAAUAGCAAUAAAAUAUUUAAUCAUGCCAGAUUAUGAUGUACAUUAAAUUUUUAAAAUGCAAGACCAUGGUAUGGUGAUAGUGAGGGAACUUUCCUGUUCAGGAUCUUACUGUUGGUGGCAUUACUAGUACUGUGCUUUUAAAUGUUUUAAACCUUUAUAUAGUGUUUAAGUGUGCUGGAAGAUUAAGUUGUUGAGCUACUCCUUAUUAAACAAUUCUUAUAUUUAAAUUGUUAUUUUUUUUUUUCAGAGAAGAAACAAGUUCCAUAAAUCCCCAAGAAUGAUAGCCACAUCCUUACAGUUAUGAGUCAAUUAGCUGUUUGCAGUUUGAGAACUGGUGAAGUGCAAAAACAAAGUUAAGGCCAACUUUCCUUGUGUUUGAAUCGUGAAUUAAGUACUGUCAGGACAUGGUUUGUAUACAUUUAGAUUUCAGGUGGGCUGCUUAGUUUGCUUUUAUGUAAGUCUUUCUGAAUUUUUUCUGUUCCAGUUGUAGCUAACAGUCUGCAUAAAGUAUAAAACCAGAAUAUGCAAUUGUGUAAUUCUGGGAGGUCAAACUAAAUCAACAGCUCUGAGGAAACUGAAAACGAGAAAAGACCUUCAAAAUUGUCAGACAUCUGUAGGAAAACUGCAACCUUGGUAGUGCUGUUGUGUUUUUAAUCUAGCAUCUUUUCCCUGCCCGGAACUGUAAGGGUGAACUUCAUAAAAAACGUAACAAGGACUCCAGGUUAGGCCAGUUCCUUGAGAGUCUCCUCCAAACAGUGGCUGGUUCUGGGGUACAGUCAGCAACAGUCACACGUAGGAUGAAUCAUACAGAGAAUUGUAACUAAUGGAAAGGUGCCUGUUGCCCUUGUCUGGUAGUGUACCAAGUCUUUAGGAAUAUUGGCAAUAUUUGGUCUUGAGUUUAGAUCUUACUAAAUAUUAUUGUAAAAUGUAACUCUUUCAUGAUUUGCUCCUCUAAUUUUAGAGGAAUAACUGAACUGCUGCUGUGAUGUUUGUGCUUGCAGUACUGCAGUGAUAGAACAAAGCACUUAGCAGAAAAACAAUUGGACGCAUUAUCUACAGUUUGUACCUUUUCUUAAAACAAUCAACACCCUCCCCAUCUCCCCAAGCCCUCCUGAAUGGUGGUAAAUUAAAAUGGUUUUAAGCUUGAGAAGGAUUUGUGUUUAAAUUGUACCAUUUGAAUCCAGUAAUUUUGAAAAUGGUGUGGUUCUGUUGUAAAUAUAUAGUAAAAGGGGUGUGCAGUGCUUCAUUGGAAGUGUUUACAAUACUUGAUGAGUUCAAGUUAUUUUAGUUUUUGUUAUGCAGGUCAUGUAUUUUGUCUGAAAGCUGCUAAGAGAACUGCAUUUCUGGUAAUGUUAGCCUGUACUGAGAGAAUAAAUGUUAAAAGAUGUCACACUGAAGUUUACCGUUUCAUUGUAGCAACUUACAUUGUCACAGACUUACAGAAGUAUUGGUAUAACAUUGGCUUUUUAAACAGUUAGUUUAGAGUAUUGAGGGAAAUCUCGAACUUUUUUUAUUUUCCUCCUCAAACCAUUCAUAAUAGUCUCAGUACAGGGAAUAGUCAAGAUCCAUAGUUUCUUUGAAAAAAAGCCUGAAACAACAAAGCAAGAAGCAAAACACAGUGCCGCCAUCUGAUAGAGGUCAAAGGAUGCAAGCUGCUGAGAAGAUGCUUAUGUUCAUAGUGAAGCUGCACAGUUAUAGCUGCUUUAAAAUAAGAAAUAUUUACAGAAUCUAGUUGGAAGCUCAUUUAAUGCUCCGGCUACAUCAGAAAGCUCAAAGCUGCUCUGUCAUUUGUGCUGGCACAUACAAGCAAGAGAGCCUAAAAACUGUAUACAGCAUGGAACAAGCACAGUGAAGUAGUUUUUAAAACCAGAUCUAUCCUUAGGCUCCCUAUAUUUAUACUCAAUUCCGAAUUCAAGCAGGGAAAGUCAGUCAGUCUUUAGUUUUAAAUUAUGUAGUAGAAGCAUGAUACAGCAGUGGUGGUAGGUUACAGUAUAAUUAAGCCAGAUGAGUUCUGUGCGGUCAGGAAGGGUAUUUUUUUUCUAGGACCUGGUUUAGAAAACAACCAGAACCCAACAACAGCAAAACCAGAAAACCAUUUGUAAUGUCAGUGUAUCCUCCUUGAGGAGAAACAUUCCCCCCACCCCGAUAUGUGGAUUUCAAGUUUGAUUUUU